CCUGGACCCUGCUCAGAGGACUCUAUACAGGGACGUGAUGUUGGAGAAUUAUAGGAACCUGGUCUCCCUGGGAUUGACUUCUAAAGACUCUUGGUAUGUGAGGAAGAAACCUGGAAGAGGAAGAGGAAAGCAAAGGAGUCAGGGAUGGCUCUUCCUCAGGGUCUAUUGACAUUCAGGGACGUGGCCAUAGAAUUCUCUCAGGAGGAGUGGAAAUGCCUGGACCCUGCUCAGAGGACUCUAUACAGGGACGUGAUGCUGGAGAAUUAUAGGAACCUGGUCUCCCUGGAUAUCUCUUCCAAAUGCACGAUGAAGGAAUUCUUGUCAACAGCACAAGGCAACAGAGAAGUGUUCCAUGCAGGGACAUCGCAAAGACAUGAAAGUCAUCACAAUGGAGAUUUUUGUUUCCAGGAUAUUGAUAAAGAUAUUCAUGACAUUGAGUUUCAGUGGCAAGAAGAUGAAAGAAAUGGCCAUGAAGCACCCAUGACAAAAAUCAAAAAGUUGACAGGUAGUGCAGAGCGAUAUGAUCAAAAUUAUGCUGGAAACAAGCCUAUUAAAUAUCAGCUUGGAUUCAGCUUUCAUUCGCAUCUGCCUGAACUGCACAUAUUUCACACUGAAGAGAAAAUUGAUAAUCAUGUUGAGAAGUCUAUCAACGAUGCUUCCUCAGUUUCAACAGCCCAAAGAAUUUAUUGUAGGCCUGAAACCCAUAUUUCUAAUGACUAUGGGAAUAAUUUCCUGAAUUCUUCAUUAUUCACACAAAAACAGGAAGUACACAUGAGAGAAAAAUCUUUCCAAUGCAAUGACAGUGGCAAAGCCUAUAAUUAUAGCUCACUCUUAAGGAAACAUCAGUUAAUCCAUUUAGGAGAGAAACAAUAUAAAUGUGAUAUAUGUGGCAAGGUCUUUAAUUCAAAGCGAUACGUUGCACGCCAUCGUAGAUGUCACACUGGUGAGAAACCUUACAAGUGUAAUGAGUGUGGCAAGACCUUCAGUCAGACAUAUUACCUAACAUGCCAUCGUAGACUUCAUACUGGAGAGAAACCUUACAAAUGUGAAGAAUGUGACAAAGCUUUCCAUUUCAAAUCAAAGCUUCAAAUACAUAGGAGAAUUCAUACUGGAGAGAAACCGUACAAGUGUAAUGAGUGUGGCAAGACCUUUAGUCAGAAGUCGUACCUUACAUGCCAUCGUAGGCUUCAUACUGGAGAGAAACCUUACAAGUGUAAUGAGUGUGGCAAGACCUUUAGUCGGAAGUCACAUUUUACAUGCCAUCAUAGAGUUCAUACCGGAGAGAAACCUUACAAGUGUAAUGAGUGUGGCAAGACCUUUAGUCACAAGUCAUCUCUUACAUACCAUCGUAGACUUCAUACUGAAGAGAAACCUUACAAGUGUAAUGAGUGUGGCAAGACCUUCAAUCAGCAGUUAACCCUUAAAUGCCAUUGUAGACUUCAUAGUGGAGAGAAACCUUACGAAUGUGAAGAAUGUGACAAAGCCUACAGUUUCAAAUCAAACCUUGAAAUACAUCAGAAAAUUCAUACUGAAGAGAAUCCUUACAAGUGUAAUGAGUGUGGCAAGACCUUCAGCCGGACGUCAUCCCUUACAUACCAUCGUAGACUUCAUACUGGACAGAAACCUUACAAAUGUGAAGAUUGUGAUGAAGCUUUCAGUUUCAAAUCAAACCUUGAAAGACAUAGGAGAAUUUAUACUGGAGAGAACUACACGUGUAAUGAGUGUGGUAAGACCUUCAAUCAGGAGUUAACCCUUACAUGCCAUCGUAGGCUUCAUAGUGGAGAGAAACCUUACAAAUAUGAAUAACUUGACAAAGCUUACAAUUUCAAAUCAAACCUUGAAAUACAUCAGAAAAUUCGUACUGAAGAGACUUACAAGUGUAAUGAGUGUGGCAAGACCUUGAGUCACACGUCAUCCUUUGUGUACCAUCGUAAACUUCAUAGUGGAGAGAAACCUUACAAAUGUGAAGAAUGUGAAGAAGCUUUCUGUUUCAAAUCCAACCUUGAAAGACAUAGGAGAAUUCACACUGGUGAGAAACCUUACAGGUGUAAUGAGUGUGGCAAGACCUUCAGCCAGACCUCAUCCCUUACAUGCCAUUGUAGACUUCAUACUGGAGAGAAACCUUACAAAUGUGAAGAAUUUGACAAAGUUUUCCAUUUCAAAUCAAACCUUGAAAGACAAAGGAGAAUUCAUACUGGAGAGAAACCAUACAAGUGUAAUGAGUGUGGCAAGACCUUUAGUCAGAACUCAUACCUUACAUGCCAUCAUAGACUUCAUACUGGAGAGAUACCUUAAAAGUGUAGUGAGUGUGGCAAGACCUUUAGUCAGAAGUCAUACCUUACACACCAUCGUAGACUUCAUACUGGAGAGGUACAUUACAAGGAUAAUGAGUGUAGAAAAACGUUUCAUGGGCAGUCAGCAUUUUACAAAUGUAAUGAUUGUCACCAAGUCUUGAGUAAUGCUACAACUAUUGCAAAUCAUUGGAGAAUCCAUAAUGAAGAGAGAUUUUACAAGUGUGAUAAAUGCAGAAAAUUUUUCAGACAUCCUUCAUACCUUUGCAGUUCAUGGGUGAAGUCAUAUUAGAAACCUUACAAAUGUGAAGAAUGUGAUGAAGCUUUCAGAUUCAAAUCAAACCUUGAUAGUCAUAGAAUUCAUACUAGAGAGAAACCUUAGCAGUGUAAUGAACGUGGCAAGGUUUUAAAUCAAAAAGCAAAGCUUGCACAUCAUCAUAGAAUUCAUACUGGAGAUAAACGUUACAAAUGUGAAGCAUGUGACAAAGUUUACAUUCGCAAAUCAAGCCUCGAAAGACAGGAGAAUUCAUACUGGAGAGAAAGCUUACAUAUGUGAAGAAUGUCACCAAGUUUUCAGUCGCACUCAAACCUUGAAAGACACAGGAGAAUUCAUACUGGAGAGAUAGCAUAAAAAUGUAAGAGUUUGUGACAAGGCUUUUGGGCGUAAUUCACACCUGGCACAACAUCCUAGAAUUCACAUUGGAGAGAAAGCUUACAAGUAUAAUGAGUGUGACAUGUCUUUAGUGGGCAGUCAACACUUGUUUACCAUCAGGCAAUCCAUGGUGUAGGGAAACUUUACUUAUGUAAUGAUUGUCACAAAGUCUUCAGUUACACUACAACCAUUGCGAAUCAUUGGAGAAUCCAUAAUGAGAGAUCAUACUAGUUUAAUAAAUUUGGCAAAUUUUUCAGACAUUGUUCAUAACUUGCAGUUCAUCGGCGAACUCAUACUGGAGAGAAACCUUACAAAUGUCAUGAUUGUGACAAGGUCUCAGUCAAGCUUCAUUCUAUGCAAAACAUAGGAGAAUUCAUACAGGAGAGAAACCUCACAAGUGUGAUGAUUAUGGCAAAGCCUUUAAUUCACAUUCACACCUCACUAGACAUCAGAGAAUCCAUACUGGACAGAAAUCUUACAAAUGUCAUCAGUGUGCCAAAGUCUUCAGUCUGAGCUCGCUCCUUGCAGGAUAUCAGAAAAUUCAUUUUGGAGAUAGUUGUUCCAAAUGCAAUGUGUAUAGCAAACCAUCAAGCAUUAAUUGACACGAGUCAGUUCAGCAUUGACUUGAGUUUGACUUGACUUAACAUUGAGUUCAAGCCUUAAUUGACAUUAAAGUGUUUAUGUUAAGAGGACUGGGCCAGGAACAGUGGCUCACACCUGUAAUCUGAGCACUUUGGGAGGCCAGCACGGGUAGAUCACUUGAGUUCAGGAGUUUGAGAUCAGCCUGGCCAACAGACGUGAGCCAUUUUCCCAGCCUGUUUUUUGUUUCUUUAACAAAAACUGAUAGGGAUUUUUUUUUUUGAGAUGGAGUUUCACUCUUGUUGCCCAGGCUGGACUGCAAUGGAGCGAUCCCAGUUCACUACAACCUCUGCCUCCCAGGUUCAAGCAAUUCUCCUGCCUCAGCCUCCAGAGUAGCUAGGAUUACAGGCAUGAGCCACCACGCCCAGCUAAUUUUGUAUUUUUAGUAGAGAUGGGGUUUCUCCAUGUUGGUUAGGCUGGUCUUGAACUCCCAGCCUCAGAUGAUCCACCCACCUCGGCCUCCCAAAGUGCUGGGAUUACAGGCGUGAGCCACUGCGCCCAGCCCCAGUGAUAAGGAUUUUUAUGGGUACCGUGUUGAAUCUAAAUCACAUUGGGUUAUUAUAUAAUCAUUUAACAAUAUUAAUUUUUCCAAACCAUCAGUAUGGGUUGUAGCUCUAUGUUUCUAAUCAUUUUGAUCAAUGUUUGUAGAUUUCAAGGUAAAAACUUCUGACCUUUUUACGUUUAUUUCUAAGUAUUUCUUACUUUAAGUUCUCCAGCCAAUGGAAGUGUUUUAAAAUUUUCUUUUAAAGUUGUGUAUUGUUAAAAGUAUGGAAAUUCAACUAAUUUUUGGUGCUGAUACUGUAUUGUGCAAAUCCACUGAAUAUGUUACUUAGUUCCAGUAGUAUUUCGGUUGACUCUUUGUGAUUUUCUGCACAGAAGAUCAUGUCGUCUACAAACAAAUAUAAUUUUACUUCUUUCUUUCUGA
Messenger RNA from Gorilla gorilla gorilla (western lowland gorilla), 4507 nucleotides. Its product is annotated as zinc finger protein 765. The record is from RefSeq and is a predicted model, not a curated record. NCBI's taxonomy places the organism in Eukaryota, Metazoa, Chordata, Mammalia, Primates, Hominidae. Gene Ontology annotation, biological process: regulation of DNA-templated transcription.